Molecule: messenger RNA, 797 nt
Organism: Aspergillus ibericus CBS 121593
Lineage: Eukaryota; Fungi; Ascomycota; Eurotiomycetes; Eurotiales; Aspergillaceae
Product: DUF3245 domain-containing protein
Exons: 2
Coding region: 37-729 (230 amino acids)
Source: RefSeq, a predicted model, not a curated record
CAUUACCAGACAAACCACACGUCCGCCCCAUCCGCAAUGGCCACCACCAAAGCAGAAACGGACAUUAUCCUCAACAAAGCCAACGUGGCUCUGGCCCGGAGUCAACGACUCGUUGCAUCAUGGCUGCCCGCCCCGACAGCAGAGGACCACGCCCACGUGAAGUCAGAAGAAGAGUUACAACGGGAAGAAGAUGAGAUUUUUACCGCGGUCCCAGAGACACUAGGUGUUGGAGCACCGCUUCCCUCAAAAGCGGUGGAUGGUAGCUGGAACCGGACCGAGUUGGAUUCGAAUGAUAAAUUGCGGAAACAGCUCCUGGGGAGGAAUUAUAAGAAGGUCAUGGCGGCUAAGGCGGCGAGUUCAUCUGCCGGCGCCAGCGCAGGCGCAGGUGGUCGGCAGAAUACAUCGUCUGGGGCUGCGAGAGGGGCCCAAGAGGAAGAAGAUGAUGAUGACGAGGAAGAUGGGCGGACGGCGUUGAUAGGGAAGAAGAAGUCUACGGCGUCGAAGAAGCGGAAAGCCGAACCGCAAGUUCAACCGUCAUCGGAGACGGUUAAUGAUCAGGACAGUGAGCCGAAACAAGCCAAUGACAGUGGUGACGGCAGUGAUGACAAGGCCGAUCAGUCGAACAAGCAGACGGGCCCCGCGCUACGGUCCUCGAAGGGGAGGAAAAAGGCCACGAGCUUCCUGGAUGAGCUCUUGGCUGAGCGGGCGAAGAAGCGAAAGAAGAGGUGACCUGGUCGUGUCUACUGCCAGGGACAGUGCCCGAUCGAUGAUAUAACCAAAUGUAUAAUCUCCAGGAU